UGACCCCCACAGCUCUCUCGGUCCCACACAUCUCCCUCACAACCUAAGGGCCACCACAGUAGGUGCUAAGUAACAACAGAACUGUCCCUGGAAGCUACAGGCACAAGAGUGCCAAGGCCAGGCUGUGGGGCUGCGGUACUGUGUAUUUGGCAGUAUUUAGAGGACCCAAGAGUCCAGACCCAGCCCUCCUCCCUCAGACUUAGGGGGUUCAGCUUCCAUCCCUCCUCCCACAAACCUAGACAUUCCAACCCCAGCCCUCUUCCUUCAGAGAGUCGAUUACACAAACCUUCUCCCUCAAGUUCAGGAGUCAAUGUUGCAGGCAUCUCUCCAGACCCCAGACCCAAGGACCAAGGUCCAGCUCUUCUCCCUCAGACUUCAGCCCUCCUUGAGUCCCAGAGGUUGAGUUCCUAGCCCUCCUUCCUCAGACCCAAGGGUCUACCCCCCAGCUCUUCUCCUUUGGACCCAGGGGUCAAUCCCCCAGCCUCUCUCACACAUCCUACAAUCUUAAUUUGGGAUCCCCCCACCCCCCAGGGCCCCAGGAUUUUGGCUCUUACUUACUCCAUGGGUAGAAAAAUCCCUGGAUUCCAUUCGCAUCUGUGGGAAAGAAAGGGUGAUGUUGGGAGAUUGUGUGGCAGCCAACGUGGUGGCCCUGUCCACAGCCCCCAAUGGCCCUGUCCAUAGCCCCCUGAUGUCCUCCUCAGUACCCUCACCUACUGAGCCCUGCAUCAGCAGGAGAAGGCCCAAAGCUGAGAUCCCAGACCCCACCAUGUUACCUCCCCAGACCUCUGGGGCCUCUGCAAAGUAACCUUAAACAACAUCAGCCCUAGCAACAGCUGGGCUCCGCCCCAAAAGCUUCAGCCCCAAAAUUCUUAGUUCUGUUGCUAAGGAAUCCCCUCAGCAAGGGGUUCACAAGAAGGGGCGCCCCGUCCCAUCAAUUCUACCUAGGAGAAGAGGUGGGUGGGCAUUGGGAGAUUUCAAAUUUAGCGCCUUCUCAGCAAGGGAAGAGGAAAAGAGAAAGCAGGACAAAGCACAGGGCUGGAGAGGUCUCUCCAUUUUCAUCCGGAACCUGACAGGAUAAGGAUAUGGGACUGGGGAAAUCUUUGAGUUGCAGACUCCAUUUCUUUCCUAACCCAAUGUCUAAAGAGGCAGCCUCAAGAGACCCAAGUUCAGAAAUCCUCAUUGCUAGGGUAUUAUUCCUUUUAGCAACCAGGAAAAAGGGGAGGGGGGAGGACCCUAGAAUAGUGGGGUCUCACUGAGCCCCAUUGUUAGAGAAGGUUUCCUCAGCAACCAGAUGAGAGGAAGAAGGGACAGUGAGGGCUGGUGGGUUGGCCUUGGGUUUCACAUCACAGGCUCCAGCAGGCACCUGCUUUAGGGAACACAGACCAGGGGUGGGACUGACUGCGUGGCCCUGCUGAGACUGAGGUGUGGUCCCUGUUAGAGGCUGUGAUGGUGACUCCUGCCAAAAGUUUCAGCGCUGAGAGUGCAGGUGUGUACCAUCACUCUGCCAAUGGAGCCACAUCCUCAGCUUCUCAGUUGCCAGUGUCUCUCCAUCUCAGAGACUAGGUGUUUGUCGCCUGGUCCUGGUGGUGCUGAGCCUCUGGCCAGAUAGAGUCGUUGCCCCUGGGCCACCAGCUGGCUCCCCUCGAGUCUCUUCAGACCCUCGUGCAGAUCUGGACAGCGCUGUUCUCCUAACCCGAUCCCUCCUGGCAGACACACGGCAACUAGCUGCACAGAUGAGAGACAAAUUCCCAGCUGAUGGAGAUCACAAUCUGGACUCCCUGCCUACCUUGGCCAUGAGCGCUGGGACAUUGGGAUCUUUGCAGCUUCCUGGUGUGAUGACAAGGCUUCGAGUAGACUUGAUGUCCUACCUCCGGCAUGUACAAUGGCUGCGCCGUGCAGGUGGUCCUUCCCUAAAGACUCUGGAGCCAGAGCUGGGUGCCCUGCAAGCCCGACUGGAACGGCUACUCCGUCGAUUACAGCUCUUGAUGUCUCGCCUGGCCUUGCCCCAGGCAGCCCCAGACCAACCUGUGAUCCCUCUGGGUCCUCCUGCCUCAGCCUGGGGAAACAUCCGGGCAGCUCAUGCCAUCCUAGGAGGGCUGCACCUGACCUUGGACUGGGCCGUGCGGGGCCUGCUGUUGUUAAAGACUCGACUGUGACUCGGGACUGAAAGUCACCAUCGAUACCGCCCUUUAAAACCAGAUCUUAUUUAUUUAUUUAUUUUGGUACUUGGAGGGGGGGCAUGAUGAUCAGGGGCAUGCCACACCCCAAACAACC
This is a messenger RNA of Mus caroli (Ryukyu mouse), 2274 nucleotides long. It is a transcript of the gene Il11, whose product is annotated as interleukin 11. Gene Ontology annotation, cellular component: cytoplasm. Lineage: Eukaryota; Metazoa; Chordata; Mammalia; Rodentia; Muridae. Gene Ontology annotation, biological process: positive regulation of cell population proliferation; positive regulation of MAPK cascade. Gene Ontology annotation, molecular function: growth factor activity; cytokine activity. The record is from RefSeq and is a predicted model, not a curated record.